GGACUGGAUGAUUAUUAGGCUGAAGAAGCUGAAAGGGGGCAGGAAAAGAACUGGAGGCAGCAUUCUUCCUAUUUAAAGCUGCAUCACUUGAGGGGGGAAAAGUGUUUGCAGGCUGCGCAAGAGCCAGAGCUGCUUAAAAAGAAAAGGCAAGCAAGAGAGGCGCUUGCAGAUUUUCCGUGUGUCCUGUGGGAGUGCUAAAAGAAAAGAGCUGGCUUUAUGAUGUCCAUAUGAUCUUCUUUUGUACACUUUUUGUUUUGCACUUUUCCUCCAAGGAGGAUAUACAUGUCUAAUAUUUAGACAUGAUGGCCAUCUGGACCCAAAGAAGAACGUUUGUCAUUCUUAUUGCUUUUCUAGGACAUUUGGGGACGAUACGAACACAAGAAGAGGACGAGUUUGAAGGGGACUUAGAAGAAGAAGAAGAAAUCGCCUGCACUCAGAAUAACCAGGUGUACCUGAAUAGGGACAUCUGGAAACCUACAGAAUGCAAGAUUUGUGUGUGUGACAAUGGAGCCAUUCUGUGUGAUGAUAUUCAGUGUCUUGAAAUACUAGAAUGUGAAAACCCACGAGUUCCCCCUGGAGAGUGUUGUCCUACGUGCCCAAACACAGCCCGAACUGGAUUUGAAGGUUCUAUCGGUAGAGGACUAAAGGGUCAAAAAGGAGAACCUGGAGUAGUACCAGUGGUUACAGGUAUACGAGGACGGCCGGGACAAUCUGGACCGCCAGGCUCACAAGGACCAAGAGGAGCUCGAGGACCCAAAGGAAGACCGGGUGCCCGUGGCCCUCCAGGAAUGGAUGGGGAACCUGGUGUACCUGGACAACCUGGUGACCCUGGACCACCUGGACAACCAUCCACAGGACCAGAUGGCAUAGGCAGACCAUUUACAUCUCAGAUGGCAGGACAAGACGAGGCCUUUGCACAUAUGAUGAUGCCUGGUCCAGUGGGUCCUGUGGGUCCAAGAGGAGCUCCAGGUAAUCAUGGGAAACAAGGUCCUAUUGGGCCCCCAGGUGCUCCAGGUGAAGUUGGUGACCCAGGAGCCAUGGGUUCACCUGGUGUUCGUGGCCCAGAAGGUCCUCCAGGAAAGCCUGGUGAAGAUGGUGAAUCUGGCAGACCAGGACAACCUGGGGAAGUUGGAUUUCCAGGAUCUCCAGGAGCUCGAGGUUUUCCUGGUACACCAGGUCAUCAAGGUCUAAAGGGCCCUAGAGGAGAGAAAGGACUUGAUGGCCCUAAAGGUGAAAUUGGAGCCCAUGGAUCUAAGGGAGAAUCAGGUCCAUCAGGGCAGAUGGGUGCAACAGGUCCUAUGGGUCCCCGAGGGAUGGCAGGAGAAAGAGGUCGAAUUGGACCACAGGGUGUUCCAGGGGCUCGUGGUUCACAUGGUAUGCCUGGGAAACCAGGACCAGCGGGUCCUCUCGGUAUACCUGGUUCAGCAGGUUUUCCUGGCAUACCUGGCAUGAAGGGUGAAGCUGGUCCCACAGGUGCACGUGGUCCUGAAGGUCCUCAAGGACCAAGAGGAGAUACGGGCGCCCCAGGUCCCCCAGGAUUAUUUGGUCUUCCUGGUGCCUUAGGUACAGAUGGUUCCACAGGUACAAAAGGGCCUUCUGGAUCUCCAGGAACUUUAGGUCCACCUGGCUUACCAGGUCCACUUGGUUCUCCAGGACCACAAGGCAGCACAGGUCCUCCUGGCAUUCGAGGACAAAUGGGAGAUCCUGGUGUUCCAGGUUUCAAAGGAGAAGCUGGACCCAAAGGAGAGCCAGGUCCCCAUGGCCUCCAAGGACCAAUUGGACCUGUUGGUGAAGAAGGGAAAAGAGGUCCUCGUGGUGAUCCAGGAUCAGUUGGUAUUCCUGGACCUGUUGGAGAAAGGGGUCCUCCUGGUAACCGUGGCUUUCCAGGAUCUGAUGGUUUGCCAGGACCAAAGGGAGCUCAAGGGGAACGUGGUCCUGCGGGGGCUUCAGGCCCUAAAGGAAGCCAAGGGGAUCCUGGUCGCAUGGGUGAACCUGGUCUGCCAGGUGCCAGGGGUCUGACAGGAAAUCCAGGGGUCUCAGGUCCAGAAGGAAAACUUGGUCCCUUGGGUGCUCCAGGAGAAGAUGGUCGGCCAGGCCCUGCAGGUCCAAUUGGAAUUAGAGGCCAGCCAGGCAGCAUGGGUCUUCCUGGACCAAAAGGGAGCAGUGGGGAUCCUGGAAAACCUGGAGAAGCAGGAAAUGCUGGUGUCUCAGGACAGAGGGGGGCACCUGGAAAAGAUGGUGAAGUUGGCCCCGCUGGUCCUGUUGGGCCCCAUGGACCAGCAGGAGAAAGAGGAGAACAAGGUCCUCCAGGUCCCACAGGUUUUCAGGGUUUACCCGGUACCCCAGGGCCUCCAGGAGAAGGGGGAAAACCAGGUGAUCAGGGUGUUCCUGGUGAUCCCGGAGCUCUAGGUCCCUUAGGUCCAAGGGGAGAGCGUGGCCAUCCAGGUGAAAGAGGAAACCCAGGAUCAUCUGGUCUUCAGGGGGAAAAGGGUAUGGCUGGAGGUCAAGGUCCUGAUGGUCCAAAGGGAAAUCCAGGCCCUUCAGGAGCAUCAGGAGAUCAAGGCCCACCUGGUCUUCAGGGAAUGCCUGGAGAGAGAGGCCUGGCUGGAACACCUGGCCCCAAGGGCGAUCGGGGCAGCAUAGGAGAAAAAGGAGGCGAAGGCACAGCUGGCAACGAUGGGGCCAGAGGUCUCCCAGGUCCAUUAGGCCCAAAUGGCCCUGCAGGUGCGGCUGGUGAAAAGGGUGAACCUGGUCCUCGAGGUUUAGUUGGCCCUGCUGGCUCUCGUGGAAAUCCUGGUUCCCGUGGUGAAAAUGGCCCAACUGGCCCAGUUGGCUUUGCUGGCCCUCAGGGCCCUGAUGGUCAACCUGGUGUGAAAGGUGAACCUGGGGAGCCUGGGCAGAAAGGAGAUGCUGGAUCCCCAGGACCUCAAGGUCUUUCAGGUUCUCAUGGUCCACCAGGCCCUCCUGGAGUUCAUGGACUCAAAGGAGGCCGUGGUACAAAAGGACCCCCUGGUGCUACAGGUUUUCCUGGAUCUGCUGGAAGAGUUGGACCCCCAGGACCUACAGGAGCUCCUGGUCCAGUUGGGCCUCUUGGUGAACCAGGGAAAGAAGGUCCUCCAGGUGUUCGUGGAGAUCCUGGUGGUCAUGGUCGAGUAGGAGAUAGAGGUCCAGCAGGACCAUCUGGUGGUCCUGGAGACAAAGGAGACUCAGGAGAAGAUGGACAACAUGGUCCUGAUGGCCCCCCAGGUCCAUCUGGAACUACUGGGCAGAGAGGUAUUGUGGGAAUGCCCGGCCAGCGUGGAGAGAGGGGCAUGCCUGGUCUGCCAGGCUCUGCAGGAACUCCUGGAAAACAAGGUCCAACUGGACCAACAGGGGACAAGGGUCCUUCUGGGCCUAUUGGUCCUCCAGGUGCUUCUGGGCCAGUGGGUGAAGCAGGGCCAGAGGGUCCUGCUGGUAAUGAUGGCACUCCUGGGCGAGAUGGAGCUGUUGGUGAAAGGGGUGAUCGUGGUGAGCCUGGACCUACAGGACUUCCUGGUUCUCAGGGCAUUCCAGGUACCCCAGGGCCAGUUGGAUCUCCAGGGGAUGCGGGACAAAGAGGUGAACCAGGUUCACGAGGCCCAGUAGGUCCUCCUGGCCGUGCUGGAAAACGAGGUUUACACGGUCCCCAAGGUCCUCGUGGUGACAAAGGGGACAAUGGUGAUCGAGGGGACAGAGGACAGAAAGGUCAUCGAGGUUUCACUGGCCUGCAGGGUCUCCCUGGACCCCCUGGACCUACUGGUGAACAAGGCAGUCCUGGGAUUCCAGGCCCAUUUGGCCCAAGAGGUCCCCCAGGUCCUAUUGGACCUUCAGGUAAAGAAGGAAAUUCUGGACCACAUGGACCGGUUGGACCUCCUGGUGUAAGAGGAACUUUAGGAGAAGCAGGACCAGAGGGCCCUCCUGGUGAUCCUGGUCCUCCAGGCCCACCAGGUCCCCCUGGCCAUCUUACUGCUGCAAUUGGUGACAUUAUGGGACAUUAUGAUGAUGGUCUAGCAGACCCACUACCAGAGUUCACUGAAGAUGAAGCUGCUCCAGAUGACAGCAAUAAAACAGAUCCCGGAGUCCAUGCCACAUUGAAGUCACUGAGUAGCCAGAUUGAAACCAUGCGCAGCCCUGAUGGAUCCAAGAAGCACCCAGCCCGUACUUGUGAUGAUUUAAGAUCAUGUCAUCCAUCCAAAAAGAGUGGAGAAUACUGGGUUGACCCUAAUCAGGGCUGUGUAGAAGAUGCAAUUAAAGCAUUCUGCAAUAUGGAAACAGGAGAAACGUGUAUAGCUGCAAAACCAGCUAUUAUUCCACGUAAAACAUGGUGGACAAGUAGGUCAUCUGAUCUAAAACCAAUAUGGUAUGGACUUGAUAUGAACAGAGGUUCACAGUUCAUUUAUGGCGAUAAUCAAUCACCCAACACAGUGAUCACGCAAAUGACUUUCCUGCGCUUACUCUCCAAAGAGGCCUCUCAGAAUAUCACCUACCAUUGCAAAAACAGUAUAGGUUACAUGGAUGACCAAGCUAAGAAUCUGAAGAAGGCUGUGGUGCUGAAGGGAGCCAAUGACCAUGAUAUCCGAGCUGAAGGAAGUAACCGUUUUAGAUACACUGUCAUUUCUGACACUUGCUCUAAACACAAUGGGAAUGUGGGCAGCACAAUCUUUGAAUACAAAACACAGAACGUGGCACGAUUACCUAUCAUUGAUAUUGCCCCAGUAGAUGUUGGAGGUGCAGACCAAGAAUUUGGAGUAGAGAUUGGACCAGUUUGUUUUGUGUAAAAAAGUAAAGAAGCAAAUAAAACGGGGUGUUCAUCACCAUAUUUUUCUUUUCCAUGGAGCAUGUGGCUACAAGACUAGUUCAUCAGUUGGCUUCUUUGUUGAAGACCUCUGUUCUCCUGUUUCUUGAUUGUUUGUUUGUUUUUCUAAAUAAACACAUGCACACAAACACACAAAAGAAAAGCCAUACGCAUAGCUUUAUUCAUGUAUCUUUGCAAAGCAUUUAAUUAAAUACAAGUUUCAUGUUGA
Molecule: messenger RNA, 5042 nt
Organism: Ahaetulla prasina
Lineage: Eukaryota; Metazoa; Chordata; Lepidosauria; Squamata; Colubridae
Gene: COL5A2
Product: collagen type V alpha 2 chain
Exons: 55
Coding region: 300-4796 (1498 amino acids)
Cellular component (GO): collagen type V trimer
Molecular function (GO): extracellular matrix structural constituent; protein binding
Source: RefSeq, a predicted model, not a curated record